GGCUCGGCUCUCGUCCGACCCCAGGGGACGCUUCGGCCGCAGCUGUGCCAGCAAGCGGAGCGAGAGGAGUGCGCGCAGCGGGCACAGGCAGCGAGGCGGCGGCCGGCCCAGCGUCGAGCUCCCAGCGUCCGCAGGCCCCGCCCUCUCACCGGCCUCCGCCAUGGCAAUCACUUCCGGGUCGCCCGGGGCCCUCCACUGCCCCGCGAAGAGAGAAGGCGGGACCCGAGGGGGCGGGCCCUCGGGGAAGCCAAUCAGAGGGCGGCGGCGCGGGCCCGCCAAUGGGCGCCCGGCACCCGGUGCAGGCGCGCUAGGCGAGUCUCGCUUCGUGACGCAAACCUCUAUCGUUCUUGAACUUUUUCCUUUCGUUGGUGGAAAUCACAGGCUUCUCCAAGUUCCCCCUAUUAAAGGUUCCCCACAGCACAGAAAGAUUCCAUUCCAUUCACAUGCCACACCAGCAGUGGGCAUCUCCUCAGCGUCUCAUUCUCAGCACCACCAGAAGCACUUUGGCGACUGUCAAGCGGCCGAGGCCGCUCUGGGAUCUGUGUGGCUCCUCCAAUGUGCUGUGGCCAGCUCCGAUCCCUCACAGGCCCUCGAUGACUCGAGACACUCAGCACCACCUGGGCCCGUUCCAGAUGGCAUCCCUCGUGUGCUCCCCUCUUCACUGUUCCUUUCUUCAACUGCCUGCAGCCUGUCGGGUCCCCCACCUGUCUGCGAGAGCUGCAACAGUAAACUCUUGGCCAAACUCAACAUCCGUUUUUGGUCCUUCUUGGCCUCGAUUCCCCUGUUAUGCUAA
Messenger RNA from Phascolarctos cinereus (koala), 793 nucleotides. RefSeq lists its product as uncharacterized. Lineage: Eukaryota; Metazoa; Chordata; Mammalia; Diprotodontia; Phascolarctidae. The record is from RefSeq and is a predicted model, not a curated record.